Chaetomium globosum CBS 148.51 is the source of this 1455-nucleotide messenger RNA. RefSeq lists its product as uncharacterized. Lineage: Eukaryota; Fungi; Ascomycota; Sordariomycetes; Sordariales; Chaetomiaceae. The transcript is spliced from 7 exons. The coding region runs from base 1 to 1455 and encodes 484 amino acids. The record is from RefSeq and is a predicted model, not a curated record.
AUGAAGCAGUACCGGUGGCCGUGGCCGCCCUCCAGGAUAUCCCUCAACCAGAUGACAUCAACCUACAACACCACUGCGGUAGCAAUUGGCGUCAAAUCCAUCCACGAACCCGAUCUGCUCUUCGAAUACACCUACACACCGCCCAACAAGGACAAGAAGGGUGUGCAGAAGGUCGAUUUGGACACCAUCUUCCGCCUGGGGAGCUUGACCAAGGUGUUCCCUGUCUUGGCGUUGCUCAAGCUUAAGGACCAGGGGGUUAGCCUUGAUGACCCCAUCACGAACUCCAACUUCCUUGGUUGCUCUGGCUUUUUCGGGAUGCCCGGGUGCAACAAGACUGUGUUCUUCGAGCACUUUGGGCAGCGGCCCCCGGCACAGGUCCCAUUCUCGCCCCAGACCGUGUACUCCAACAUCGCCUUCCCCAUCCUCAGUUUCGCCGUCGAGGCCAUAACCAACCAAUCUUUCACCGAAUAUGUGACCAACGAGAUUUGGAAGCCCACCAACAUACCCCUCCUCCCGGCCAUCGAAGCCGCCGGCAAGUCCGAAACCGCCGCAGCCUACGCCGGCACCUACACCGACAAGCGCACCAACUCCACCCUAACCCUCUCCCUCACCGCCGCCGCCGACGACGACGACGACGACGGCCCGGGCAUCGCCAUCACGCGGUACAUCAUGCGCGGCGUCGACGUCCCGCGCACGGAUCCGGGGAGCACGCUGCCGCCGGCGACGGCGCCGGUGCUGGACCCGCCGAUGCGGUAUCGGCUGUACCCGGCGUCGACGGGGGCGGAGGGGGAGACGUCGUGGAGGGCGGUGGGGACGCGGGCGACGGCGGAGCAGGUGAGGGAGCAGGAUGGGUUGUUUGCGUGGGGGAUGAAUUCCCCCCUUUCCGCCGCCAAGCCCGUCAAAGUACUUGGAAGUGACAUCCUCCAAGGCUGUGCCCCCGUAUGUCUUGCCAAUGAUGACUCCGACCAGCUCGGCGUGCGUGAUGAUGCCGAGCCGCACGGCGUCAUACAUGAGAUCGAACAAGUCAUGCUGGCUGACGCCGCGCUUGGUCCUUUCUAUAACGCGCAGCUUGUGUUAGAUCCCUUCGAUGCCAUGACCAUUAAGUUAGUCGCUGCAAGCCUGAUGUUUCCUUUCUCCCCCGUCAAAAAUCAGGAACGUACCCGUGCUGCCUUCAGCCUCAACCUUGCUCUUGUUCACCACGUUCAGUUCGAUCUCUGCAGCGUCCACCCCGGCCCUCUGCAAGCAAAUGAGGAAGAAGGAGUCCACAAAUCCCACAAGUCGAAUCUUGCCAGCCCAUCUCUCGCCAUUGAUCAAGAUAUCCCAUGGGUGGAUGUCACUGCUAGCGUUAGACACACGCCGGUCACGUCUUUUGGGAUUGCGAGGUGCUCACUAAUCACACUCGACGCUCUUUUGAUUGACAGAUCGACCGUGUACGCCGAGCACUCGAUGGUAUGA